GUGACUCUUGGGGUUCACCUGGGCUUGCGGGGCUCCCAGCAGAGGCGUGCUGCAUCAGCCUGGCUCGCAGCUGUACCAGCCUAGCUUCCUGGAGACCAAAACCACAAGCAGAGGGGAGAGGCGCAAGAGACUCUUACGGCUGGGCUUGGUCGUCUGUGUUUCAGAGAGAAAGCAGCUGAGAGAAAGGCGCACGUUGCACUGGUGGGGCGGGUGAGAGGGGUGCACCUGUUGGUCCCAGGAUGGCGCUUCCCACUGGAGGACACGCUUAAGUGUCGGAAAUGGCCCCGGACAUGCGGCUCCUGUUCAUGCUGGCUGGAUUGCUGACGGCAGCCCUCCCAGGUCGCCCCCCUCCAGCACCGUUGGGCCAACCGGACACCAACAGUACACACAGCAAGCCCUUGGAGCCACGUGAGCCAACCCAUUUCUCCAGUGUCAGCUUAUGGAGAUCAAGGCCCCGCCUGGUGAAUGGGAGCAGCCGCUGCAGCGGGGUGGUGGAGAUCCAGCUCAACUCGACCUGGAAGCCCGUGUGCGGGUCCCCGCCUUGGGACAGCCGCGCCGCUGAAGCUGUGUGUCGCGUGCUGGACUGUGGCGAGCCGGUCCCGCCUACCCAGGAGCUGCUCUGGGGAUCCGCUGGUGGAAACGCCAGCAGGGCCCCGAAUACCUCUUUGCCAGCGGUCCGGUGCAACAGUUCCGAGUGGCAGCUCUGUGAGGUGGUGAACCGGCCUUGCAGCACCGAAGGGAAGCCGGUGCAAGUCACCUGCGCAGAGAAUCGCGUGCUGCGUUUGGUGGACGGUGGGAGUCCCUGUGCUGGACGCGUGGAGAUGCAAGAGCAUGGCAGGUGGGGGACAGUAUGCGAUGACACCUGGGACCUGGAGGAUGCCCACGUGGUGUGCCGGCAACUGGGCUGUGGCUGGGCCAUCCAGGCCCUGCCCGGCCUGCACUUCAGCCCUGGCCAAGGGCCCAUCCACCGGGACCAAGUGAACUGCUCCGGGAACGAGGACUACCUUUGGGACUGCCCAGGGAUGCCAGGAGCCCACUACUGUGGCCACAAGGAAGAUGCCGGCGUCGUGUGUGCAGAGCACCAGUCAUGGCGCCUGAGCGGAGGUGCCGACCGCUGCGAGGGGCAGGUGGAGGUGCACUUCCGAGGGGUGUGGAGCACAGUGUGUGACAGCGAGUGGUACUCCCAGGAGGCCGGUGUGCUGUGCCAGGCUUUGGGCUGCGGGACCGUGGUGGACAGGCCCAAGGGGCGGCCGCAUUCGCUGGCGGGCAGGAUGUACUACUCCUGCAAGGGAUGGGAGCCCACCCUUUCUGACUGCUCCUGGCGAUUCAACAACUCCAACCUCUGCAGCCAGUCACACGCGGCCAGGGUCCUCUGCUCAGGUUCGCGGAGUUUGAACAACCUGUCUACUUCCGAAGCCCCUGCAAGUGUCCAGCCGGCGUCCACAGAACCUUCUGUGAUAGUGAAAGUGGAUGACAAGGAAUCCCGGGAGCUGGCACUCCUCAUCCCCUGCAUCAUCCUGGGAAUUCUCCUCCUUGCCUCUCUCAUCUCCAUAGCCUGCAUCCUCUUGAGAAUCAAAGGGAAGUACGCCCUCCCUGUUACCAUGAACCACCAGUACCUGCCCACCACCAUCCCAGCAGGGACCAAUAGCUACCAAGCGGUCCCCAUCACCAUCCCCAAAGAAGAAGUUCCCAAGCUGUCCAUCCAGGUCCGGGCACAGCCUGCCGAGGACUCGAGUUCCAGCUCAGACUCAGACUACGAGCACUAUGACUUCAGCACCCAGCCUCCCGUGGCCCUGAGCACCUUCUACAAUUCCCAGCGGCACCGGGUCACAGACGAUGAGGUCCAGCAGAGAAGGUUCCAGAUGCCCCCACUCGAGGAAGGACUUGAAGAGCUUCAUGUCCCCAUCUCAGCUGCUAACCCUGGACACAGCAUGGCAAGCACUCCUUCCCUUGGCCCUCAGAGUCAACACAGAAGCCAGAGCGAGUCCAGUACCUCCUCUGGGGAGGACUACUGCAACAGUCCCAGCAGCAAGCCUCAGCUGCCUUGGAGCUCUCAGGGCUUCCCUUCAGAAAGGAAUUCUCUGCUGGAGCAGCCUCCAAACCUGGAGCUAGCGAGCCCCCAGGUGACCUGCUCGGCAGGGUUCCCGGCCGAGGACAGCUCCAGCACCUCCUCUGGAGAGUGGUACCAGAACUUCCAACCACCGCCCCAGCUGCCUUCAGUGGAGCAGUUUGGCUGUCCAGGUAAUGGGGCAGGGCCUCCUGCCUCCCGACCAGACUCCACGGAUGAGGACGACUAUGAUGACAUUGGAGCAGCUUAGACUGGGGCCAGCCCAGGCUUCUCAGGGACUCCCCAGUGCUGGCCUCCUGCUCUGCCUGCUCCCUGCCCUGCCCCACAACCCCUGCCAUGCAGCUCUAAGGCCUCCCUGGAGACUAGAAGGGAAUGCCCAAUGGUAGCUCUGGAAUGGAGAGGCCUGGCAAGCCCUGUUGGUCUCAUGCAUGAUCAUGCCAAGUCCAGGCCACCUCCUGCAGCUGCUGGGCAGUUACAAGGGACGCUGCUUAAGUCCCUGGUGUCCCUUGGUGAGAGGUGCUUUGAGUCCCUGAGUCUGCGACAGCUCAGAGCCCACGGGUACUGAAAGGAGAUCCUAUGUACUUGGGGCUCUUGGCUGGUGUCACUCAGGUAGGGGAUGCUAUAGGAGGCCCGGCCAGCCCGUCCUUCAAGGUGCCAGCUGCACUGGGAUGGCCUUCCUGGGCACAGGUGGCUGACUGCGGGCAGGAUGACCAUGUGUCCGGACGCAGGGGCUGGAGUCUGAUGUCAGUCCUGUCUCUAAGGACCCUCUGAAGCCACAAGCCUGUGCCCCAGGGAUGGUGCCCGGACAGCCGAUCCUUAUUCUGGGCUUCCUAUAGUUUACAAAGAUGGUCCCAGGCCAGUGUUCUUGCAGACCUCAGAGUGAGGGUCCCAAUCAGUCCCCGUGGAGCAAUAGCUAUAGAGUUAUGUGCCAGGAAGCAGCUCCCUGGGGCUGCAUUGGUCCCUGUGUCCCCAUGGUCUCCUUUCAUUGAUGGGCGUGUGACUCUGCAGUGCUGACCGAGAGCGGGAGUCCCAGAGAGGCCCGAAGGCUCAGACUGGGGCCUGCUGUCCGUUCUGGAUAUCCUGAGACUAAACAGAAUUACUAAAUAAAACUGGAACCCAAA
This is a messenger RNA of Ochotona curzoniae (black-lipped pika), 3189 nucleotides long. It is a transcript of the gene CD6, whose product is annotated as CD6 molecule. NCBI's taxonomy places the organism in Eukaryota, Metazoa, Chordata, Mammalia, Lagomorpha, Ochotonidae. The coding region runs from base 279 to 2318 and encodes 679 amino acids. Gene Ontology annotation, cellular component: membrane. The transcript has 13 exons. The record is from RefSeq and is a predicted model, not a curated record.